AAAAGUUUCUCUUAUUAAACACGAGAAAGAUAACAUUGGGGAUAUCAUUAUGUGAAACAAAUGGUCAAUUAUCGAUGUCUGCGCCCAACAAAAGAAAUAAGCAUGUGUACAUCAAAACAGAAGUAUUGGCAGUGUGAGUGAGCCCCUUUUGGAGCGAAAAAUAAAAUGUAAGCGCUGAAACUAACAAAUCAGGCGAAGCUCUUAAACACGUACGUAUAUAUUAAGCGCUAUGUGCAACGGAAAAGCUAGACGGGACACAUCAAUCCAGAAUUGCGAAAAAAGUACAGAGCGGACCGAGAAAUCAGUCAGUUAGAACUCAGCAGAGCAGUGCAACAGUACGGUGAACAUCUCAGCAAGAAUAGCAACAAAAGAAGUGAAUUUCUAAAAAAAAUAUCUGAAUGAAAUUACUACACUUAAAUUUUAAACGUGCUUACUUUUUUACAUUUGUGCAAACAAAUCUGCGUAAUAAACCGACUUUUAAUAUAUAGUACAUUUCAUUAAAUAACGAAGGUGAAUAAGCAUCAUAAGUGAAGUUUUGACAUACACACCCUCCAUUUAUGUAAGGGUGUUUUGGAAUAGAAAGGACACUGGCCUAACGAAGGUGAAGAGGCAGAAACGCAACGUCAUCAGCCUUUUGACACCGAAUACGACAUUUUCGGCUGCAUUGUGUUUGUAACCGCCAGACUAUACAUGCUCUUCUUUUUAUAUUGUUAUUUAGCACAAAAAUUUACUGCGACAAGGUGACAAAAAGGAGUUUAAUAUCAGGCUUUACAGCCACAGAUUAUUAUACAAAUGGCAAUAGGAAAUAUUGCCCACAUAAAAAAAAAGAAACUUUAGAAUAUACUAGACUGUAAGAACAAAGCGUGUUAAGAACCAAAUUAAAAACGCAGAGCGGAGAUUAACGAACACAUAUGUAUAUUCAUUCACCAUUGAAUGUUGUUAUGCUGCAAAGGACACGUAGGCACAACUGAAGGUAGAGCAAGCAAAAAUACCUACCCAACUUCAUCAUUAGUAUACCGCGAUAUGCAGAGGUGAAAAGGACAUAUGCCACAAAUUAUACUACAUAUAUCAAGGCUCACAAAACACACAGUGGUUGAGCGACUAAAAAACAAUAAUAUUAAACUUCAGACUUUCUAAUUAUUUAUUAAAAAUUUAUUUUACGUCAGCAAAGUGUUCAGAUGAUCAUCCCACACAUAAUCACAGUUUUAAUUAAAAACAAUAAAGUUUGAGUGUUUCUCGUGACAAUUCUGAACUAAAGAAAAAAAUGUUUUUUUACAAGUAUAAAAAUAAAUAAGUGAUAACAAAUAACUGGCAUUCAGAAGACUACUACAGAUACAGCAAAUAAUACGAAUGUUAACUUAUUUUCACUAUAAGAAAAAUACAUAUAUAUUUAUUAUAGUUUGAAACCAAAAGUUAACAGUCUCAUCGAUAAUCGUGCACAAAUUCUCGCAUACAGUUAAAAGAGGAGCUACAAGUAAAACGAUUCCUUGCAACAUUCACUUAAGAGAAGACAGCAACAAAAUUUCAAGAUGCGGUUAUUUCCGGUGCGUUUAUCGAAUAUUACAAAAAUGCUCGAUAUGUACUCGCAGUUCAAUCCAUCCCCUUUGUCUAUAAAACAAUUUAUGGACUUCGGUCAAAAUGCAUGCGAGAAGAAAUCCUUUAUAUUCCUGCGUAAAGAGCUGCCCGUGCGUCUGGCGAAUAUCAUGAAAGAGAUCGCGUUGCUGCCCGACCAUUUGCUAAACACCCAAUCAGUGAGCCAGGUGAGCUCAUGGUACGUGCAAAGCUUCGAGGAGGUGCUGGAGUUUGAAAAGGCAGAACCGACGCAUAGUAACUUGGAAAAGUUUUGCAACACUUUGGUGCACAUACGCAAUAGGCACAGUGAUGUGGUGCAAACAAUGGCUCAAGGCGUCAUCGAAAUGAAGGAGCAUCAGGGCGGCCCCGUUGAUUGCGGCAUGGAAUCGUCGAUACAAUACUUCCUCGAUCGUUUAUACAUGUCACGCAUUAGCAUACGAAUGCUAAUCAAUCAGCACACUAUACUAUUUGGCCAGUUCCCCAACGAGCAGGGUCGUCAUAUUGGCUGCUUGGAUCCGGCCUGUCAGAUCUCAUCGGUGGUAAGAGAUGCUUAUGAAAACGCACGCUUUCUCUGCGAUCAAUACUAUCUGAUCAGUCCGGAAUUGGAAAUCACUGAGCAUAAUCCACACGACAAAGCAAAUAAUCCCAUACGCACUGUUUAUGUGCCCUCGCAUUUAUACCACAUGCUUUUCGAGCUGUUUAAGAAUUCCAUGCGUGCUGUUGUGGAAAAUAACGAUCAGGAUAAAUGUGAAAAGCUGCCACCCAUUAAGGUGCUCAUAGCGGAGGGAAAAGAGGAUAUAUGUGUGAAGAUCUCAGACCAAGGUGGCGGCAUUCCACGUUCACAAACCGAUCAGUUGUUCAAAUACAUGUACAGCACUGCGCCACAGCCAUCAAAAUCCGAUCUACAUACAGUGCCAUUAGCUGGAUAUGGCUAUGGCCUGCCCAUUUCGCGCUUAUAUGCACGCUAUUUCCAUGGUGAUAUUGUGUUGUUGUCAUGCGAAGGAUAUGGCACCGAUGCGAUUAUUUAUAUGAAGGCACUAUCAGAUGAAGCUAACGAGCUCCUGCCCAUUUUCAACAAGACGAGCUCGAAAUUUUAUCGCGCCACCGUGCCCACUGGCGAUUGGUCUAAUCAGAGCUCUGACAUGAAUGCACGGCAGUUGAAUGCUUCGGCACCGAAGCGCUACAAUGACAUGUUAUAGAAUGAACCUACGAGGGACUCGGCAGUUGAGCAAAGUAAGCUAACGGUAGCAGUUGCAGAUCCAGCAAAUCUAUUGAUAUCACAAGCUCAGGCGCAUUUGUUGAACGAUAAGGAAUGAAGCGCAAUGGAAUAGAUGAAAGGGUUGUUGUACAAGGAAGUGUAAACCAAUUUUCGGAUUAAUCAAUUGACGUAACGCAAUCAGCACAAGACCUUUAACUUAUCAAAAGGGCGAGCAUAUACAUACAUAUGUAAAUUAAUCACGGCGUUAUUCAGGAAAUAUUGAAAAUGGUUUUCUAACGGAUAACGGAAAUUUUGCGACAAGUAGUAACUCAAAACCCUAAAAAGAGAAAAAAAAAUUAAAAAUUAUGAAAAUUUUGCAAUAAGUAGUAAGUGAGCAAGCAUUGUAACUAAUCAAGCUGAGCUGAUUAUGUAACAAGUAUCCGUAGUAAAAAGUGAAAAGGCGCACGUGCGAAUAAAAAAUACAAUUAAUUAAAGCAAACUCAAGUAAAAAUAUCAUGCACAAGUUGGAGAGGUUUGUAGGUUCGUAAUUUAGAAUUAUGUCAUUGCGCUAAAAGUCGCCGGCGUUUGAUGAAAAGCGCACUCGGAAUUUGCCUUUGUGCGCAAACAGUCAGUCGCGGCGAUGAUUUCUAUUGCACAUACAUACAUAUACAUAAAUGCAUAUAUACAUUUACAAGUCGUAGAAUUAUGUAAGCAAACACAUUUUCAAACGCAUAAAUUAUUAGCAAAAACAUUCCCCUCAAAAGUCCAUAAACAUUUAUUUACUUGGCACUUUAAGCUCACAGCCAUUUGCACUUUUAUUCGUAUUUUUAAUGUGUAAGCGAACGAAGAAGAUACUCGUAUCCGAUACUUUAGGUUAGGUAUAAGAAGUUACCACGAUUGUUAAGUUUAACACUUAGUCUUAACAGAGCAUUUGUUUAAACCGUAAUGAGUUAUAAAUUAAGUUUUAUAAAGAUAUAUGUUAAUGAUGGAUACCGAAGACGGAAAGAAAUAAAAUUGUUUGAUAUGGAA
Messenger RNA from Bactrocera tryoni, 3799 nucleotides. RefSeq names its product pyruvate dehydrogenase (acetyl-transferring) kinase, mitochondrial (gene Pdk). The record is from RefSeq and is a predicted model, not a curated record. Gene Ontology annotation, cellular component: mitochondrion. Gene Ontology annotation, biological process: protein phosphorylation; regulation of glucose metabolic process. The coding region runs from base 1530 to 2771 and encodes 413 amino acids. NCBI's taxonomy places the organism in Eukaryota, Metazoa, Arthropoda, Insecta, Diptera, Tephritidae. The transcript is spliced from 7 exons. Gene Ontology annotation, molecular function: pyruvate dehydrogenase (acetyl-transferring) kinase activity.